AUGUUUAAAGAGGUUGAACAAAAGAGUCCAGCAUUGCUAGCUAGUCUUCCACCUUACCACUUUUCUAAAAUCAUCGAUAUCGUCGUCCGAGAAAAACACAAGUCCAUUGGCGGCGAACUCGUCAAUCGUUUACAUCGAGCAUCCGAUAUCCUUGAACUUAUGCGUAAACUCCAAGUUCGACCCAAUUAUGCCAUUCUUCUUACUGCUCUAUACAUCUAUGGCCGCAUGCAGGACUUUUCUGCUGUCAACAGUGUAUUUGCCGAAAUUCAGCAACGAGAAUUCUCUGAUAUGAAUCGAAUGACAUUGGCUCGCAUGUGUCAGGCAUGUAUUCUUUGUGGCCAAGAAUCUCGAGGGCAAGAGUAUUUUUCUCAGCUUCUUCAUAUUGACCGAUCCACCCGAUCUUACAAUCUCCUCAUCAUCUCCUAUUCACUAAAUAAUGACGAAAUGGGUAUGCUGCGUUCACUUGAAAGAAUGCUGAAUGAUCGCUUUACUCCCGAUGCGUCAUCCAUCUCUGCUUUGUGUCGGUUAUAUCGGCACAGAGGUGAUCCUGGAACGGUGCACAACCAUUUACGUGUAUUUAAAGACAAUGGUGGUGUAUUGACUCUAGGGAUGUAUGUGAUUCUCAUGCAAAUGGCCAACAGUCUUGGUAAUUAUAAAGAUGUCAUCAAGUACCACAAGGAGAUGCAAGCAAAAGGAAUUGAAACCACUUCAUCGGUAUUGAGUGAAAUAUUGAUUGCCUGUGCUUAUCUAGAUGAUGUGAAUGCCAUGUGGUCAGCUUAUAAGGAUUAUGUCGCUUCUGGAUUGAACUUGACCAAAGCAAUGCGAUUUGCACUGUGUCAAUCGAUUGGAUCAUUGGCUACAGACAGCAGCGGCUUAUCCGAGGUUAUCGUGGUAGCUGCUACUCGUAACAUAGAUUUACGACACAUGUAUGAGCAAUUGGUUCGAGGAUACGUUUUACUAGGAGAUGCUGAAUCUGUCAAGGUAAUAUUGCGGCAAAUGAAGGUCGGAGUCAAGCGAUUGCGGCUAAAAGAAUACGCACAUGUCGUUUGGGCCUAUGUAAAUGCUGGAGAUGCUGAAUCUGCUUUAGCAUAUGUAUUGGACAUUGAAAGACGGAAUCAUAGCCAGAGCCCAGAAUUAUGGUUUGCAGUUUUGGUUGCCGUUGUACAAUUUUCACCCGAAUCAGUCAAGAAGAUAGUUGAUCAUAUUCAAAACAACUUUCCAAAUGUUUCUAUGGAUGAAAUGUGGGAUCGUGUAAAGAAGCAGAUAAAAGGCUCACGAGAGCUGAGGAGUGGAUUUGACGAAUAUAUUUAA
Messenger RNA from Batrachochytrium dendrobatidis JAM81, 1311 nucleotides. RefSeq lists its product as uncharacterized. NCBI's taxonomy places the organism in Eukaryota, Fungi, Chytridiomycota, Chytridiomycetes, Rhizophydiales. The transcript has a single exon. The coding region runs from base 1 to 1311 and encodes 436 amino acids. Gene Ontology annotation, molecular function: protein binding; mRNA binding. The record is from RefSeq and is a predicted model, not a curated record.